Messenger RNA from Emiliania huxleyi CCMP1516, 2528 nucleotides. It is a transcript of the gene PTA3, whose product is annotated as putative inorganic phosphate transporter. The record is from RefSeq and is a predicted model, not a curated record. Gene Ontology annotation, biological process: transmembrane transport. NCBI's taxonomy places the organism in Eukaryota, Haptophyta, Isochrysidales, Noelaerhabdaceae. Bases 73 to 2094 code for a protein of 673 amino acids. Gene Ontology annotation, cellular component: membrane. Gene Ontology annotation, molecular function: transmembrane transporter activity. The transcript has 9 exons.
CGACGGACUCCGCCAGUCCAACCCUGUCGAAGGCGUUGUGAUCGUGGCGCACCGUAAUAGCUCGCAGUGAUCAUGGCCGAGACCACCGACAUCGCGCUUCCUAGCAUCGGCCGCGUCCUGUCCAAGGCAAUGGGCCUCGAGCCUCGCCCGUCAAAGAGGACGCCGGCCGAGGUCGAGGCCGAGCUUGACCAGACCAAGGCGGAGCUCGCAGCGAUCAAGACGCAGCUCAGAACCGUCUCUUCGGCUCUCGACGGCCUCGGCGUGGCGCUGCCGGACGACGAAGAGGACGACUUUGAGGAGCUGCGCCGCGGCACUCUCUUCCCGGGUGCUCCCCACAGCAUCGCCAAGCCCGACCCAGUGGCCACCCAGUCGGUCCUCGGGCCGUACGUGCCCUUCGUCUCGAGCUUCUUCGUUUCGUACAACUUCACUGUCAUCGGCUGGUGCUACCUCUGGAUGCACUCCAUGUACGGCAACUACCCGGCGGCCAAUCAGAUGGCGAACUCGGCCGCCUUCAUCGGCACCUUCAUCGGAAUGCUCGUCUUCGGCUGCCUCGGCGACGUCAUCGGGCGCGACCCGUCCAUGGUGCUCACGCUUCUCGUGAUGGGGACCGGGGCGCUCUUCUCCGGCAUCCUGCCCGCGUCGCCCCUCCAGUCGUCCAUCAUCCCGGGCUACAUGACCAACACGGACGGCUCCCCCGAGGGCGGCGCGGUGGACGUAGCGGUGCUGCUGGCCCUCGAGCAGGAGGAGGAAGACAUGCAGGCGUGGUACCUGCUCAUCGCCUGCCGCCUCCUGAUUGGGGUGGGGUGCGGCGGCGUCUACCCCCUCGCCGCCGCAAAGGCGGCCGAGUCGUGCCACGACGACACCGAUGUCACCGCCAAGGCGACCAAGGCGGGGUGGGCCUUCUUCUGGCAGAACCCCGGCAUCAUCUUUGUCUACGUCAUCGGCCUCCUCCUCUCCCUCGGCCCCGGCGCCGGCGCAUCCUUCCACCCGACCGACACGCACGACAGCGACAACCCGGGGUGGGCGGUCUCGUGGCGCGUGAUGCUCUCCUUCGGCUCGGUCGGCCCCUUCCUGAUGGCCUACGCCGCCGCCCAGUCCGCGCGCGUUGCGGCGGCGUCCUCCGUCGCCAAUCAUCGCCGCCACACCGUGGCGGGCGAGGUCGCGAUGAACCGGCGCCUCUCCACCUCCGUGCUUGGGCCGGAGAAGACGUCGGUCUUCUCGCGCAUCCUCGCGCUCAGCCCGUGGCGGACGCUGCUCGGCACCGCCGGCGGCUGGUUCCUGUUUGACGUCCCGUACUACGGCCUCGCGAUCCUCCAGCCGCGCGUCCUGUCGAUCAUCCUCACCGGGCUCAACGUGCAGCAGCAGGCGCUCGCAAACAUGACCGUCUCCACCGUCGGUAUCCUCGCCACCCUCCUCACCAUGUCGGCCAUCCAGUGCGUCGACCUGGUGACGCUGCAGUGGGUCGGCUUCCUCAUCACGGCCGUCAUCGCGGCCCUGCUGGCCGUGCUCUGGGACGGGCUCAUCGUGCCGCAGGACGGCUGCAAGGCGGCGGCGAGCGGAGGAGGCCACCGCCAGCUCUUCGACUCGUCGCCUUUCCAGCCAGGAGACUUGCGCCGCCUCGACGCGUCGCGCCUCGAGGGCCCCUUCCGUGUGUACGAAGAGGAGGACCCGACGCCGAACGAGGGCUUCGCGGGCUCGCCGACGGCGCUCGGCAUCGCGAUCACCCUGUACGGCCUGCUGUACGGCUCUUUCUGGGUGAUGAACGUCACCACGUACGUCAUGUCGUCGGUCGCCUACCCGCAGGAGGUGCGCACGACGCUCAACGGCCUGUCCAGCGCCAUGGGCAAGAUGGGGGCGAUCACUGGCACGACCCUUUUCGGCGCCAUCCUCAACGGCCAGUGCUCCAACCUCAACGACGCCUUCCUGAGCAUCCUCUUCGUGAUCGCCGCCGUGUGCGUCCUCGGCGCCGCGACCACCGCGUACGGCCUCGCCGGCGCGCAGCAAAAGAAGAAAUCGACUCGCGCGUCCCCCGGGCAUCUGCCCGGCAUCCGCUACGUCGGCGAGAGCCACCACGCGCCCAAGACCCUCGCGUGAGCCGACUCCUGCGAGGAGGCGGCCCAGUCUCUUCCUUGACGUGAGCAAAGGCGAAUGCAGCUACGCUGUGCGAGGAUGAGGUGCAGGGGCGAGGGGGUGGGAGGGGGGGGGGGGGUCUCGGCCGGCGAGGCCCGUUUGCGGAGCCGUCGCCGACGCUGGAGAGCUGACAGCGAGGAUGGUCUCGAUGCAUGUCUACGGUGUCGCGGGAGAGCCUGGCUGACUGCUGUCCUGGCUCCAGCGCGCGGGGAGAAUGGCUGGCCACGGAUACCGACCUUAGUACAGUGGGUCCCCGCGAGCUCUCGCUCGUGUCUCGGAUCUCUCGGAUGAUCCCGAGAACCCUCUGUCGCUGCGGGGACCUCCGUCUAUUACUAUUUAGAGAGAGUCACAAGAGUCAAGACUUGUGCUGUAAUGGAAUGAAGUAUUGGGCGUCAUCC